This is a messenger RNA of Talaromyces stipitatus ATCC 10500, 969 nucleotides long. RefSeq names its product NmrA-like family protein, putative. Bases 1 to 969 code for a protein of 322 amino acids. The transcript has 3 exons. NCBI's taxonomy places the organism in Eukaryota, Fungi, Ascomycota, Eurotiomycetes, Eurotiales, Trichocomaceae. The record is from RefSeq and is a predicted model, not a curated record.
AUGACUCUCAAAUACCUCAUAACAGGCGCCACAGGCGGUCUCGGCAGCCAAGUCCUCAAACACCUCUCCAACCAUCUUCCCUCAUCCGACUAUGCCGCUGCUUCUUCCAACGAAGCCAGUCGUGCCCAAUUCGAAAAAGCCGGAAUCACAUUCCGACUCGCUAACUUCGACGACCCCGCAACACUAGAGGCAGCAUUCGCAGAUGUUGAGAAUCUGUAUUUCGUGAGUACGAAUACAUUCGAUAAUGCGCGACGGACGGUGCAGCAUCGGAAUGUUAUCGAGGCUGCGAAGAGGGUUGGCGUGAGACAUGUAUGGUAUACAUCUCUCGCAUUCGGUGGUCUCGGCUCAGACUCGAAGAUGUCUGUUCAACAAGCACAUUUGGAGACUGAGAAGAUGCUGAAAGAAGCAGGAAUAACAUACACCUCCAUCCGCGAAGGCAUCUACGCCGACGCAUUCCCACUCUUCCUGCAAUGGUACCCAACAAUCGAAACAAUCAUCCUCCCUUCCGACGGGGUGAUUACAUAUACCUCUCGCGACGAACUAGGCGAAGCAAACGCCAAACUGCUCCUAAAAGGAGGACACGAGAAUGAAAUCAUCCUGCUUACCGCUAACGAACCCCUGACCGGCGGGGAGAUAAUUAAAAUCAUCAACGAGACAACCGGUCGAAAUGUGAAAUUGCAACUGGUUUCUCCAGAAGAGUAUAUCAAAUACCAUACCGAAAACGACAUCGGCAAAAAACCCGAGUCGUUUUGGCAGCAGCGGAUUUCUUGGUUUGAGGGUAUUGCGAAAGGGGAUGCAGAUUUGAAAAAUCCGUUGAUGAGGGAGGUUUUGGGUAGAGAGCCCAAGACGGGGAGUCAGUUGAUUCGGGAGCUUUUGACGGAAAAUCGGGAUUAUACGUGGCAUCAGAAUUAUAUUGAUAAGGCUCAGUAUGAGGCUACGUUGAAGAAGGAGCAUCGCAAUGGGAAAUAG